Octopus sinensis (East Asian common octopus) is the source of this 1436-nucleotide messenger RNA. RefSeq names its product zinc finger protein 436-like. Gene Ontology annotation, biological process: regulation of transcription by RNA polymerase II; central nervous system development. The coding region runs from base 616 to 1191 and encodes 191 amino acids. The record is from RefSeq and is a predicted model, not a curated record. Gene Ontology annotation, molecular function: DNA-binding transcription factor activity, RNA polymerase II-specific; RNA polymerase II cis-regulatory region sequence-specific DNA binding. NCBI's taxonomy places the organism in Eukaryota, Metazoa, Mollusca, Cephalopoda, Octopoda, Octopodidae. The transcript is spliced from 3 exons. Gene Ontology annotation, cellular component: nucleus.
UUGCUGUUUUUUUCUUCAAUUUCAACCAAUCAAUGACGUCUAUUGAGGUGAAAAUUUGAAAAAUGUUGAAGGGAGGUUCCUGACAGAAAGGGACAAAGAAAAAUCAGUGGAGCCAUCUAUUGGAAGAAAGAAAAUCAUGUAAAGGGAAAUAACCUCUACAACACUUCAAUCUCGCUUCUUUUAAAUUCUUAAUUAAGGUGCUUAAUUACUGCUUCACUGACUCGUUCCUUAUUUGUGAAUACGAAUAUCACAUCAUGUUGACGUAAAAGAAAUUUCUUCAUUCAGAUGUACCUUUGAUAUUUUGAUUGACUUCCAUCAAUUAAAGGAAGACCAUAUAUUCAUAAGGCACAUUCAUCAUCGCAUCAAUGACAAACGAUAAGAAAAUAUUUCUUCUAUGAUGGAAUUAUGAGCAACAUUUUUAUUGUCUUCGCUGUUUGGAAUGUAGAGAAGGUGAUUGCUUGGAUAAAUUUACAAAAGUUUUAACUGUUUACAUCUGCCAUUUUAGAUGUUAAACAAGAAUACAGAUGAAAGAAACACAGUGUUAAAUUAUUCUCUGAAAAUACUGAACAUAAAUACAUUCAUAGAAAUAAAAAAAUCAUUAUCGUUGGGAUACGUAUGAGAAAUUAUUAUCUUAUAAUGAAUGAUUUAAGAAAACCAAACAAACCUGAUUCAGGUGAGAGGCCAUAUCACUGUGAUAUCUGUGGUAAAUUAUUCACUGAAGAAACAGUCUUGACCAAACACAAAUGCAUUGAUACAGGUGAGAAACCACAUCACUGUGAUGUCUGUGGUAAAUCAUUCUCUCAAAGUAGUUCUUUGACUAGGCACGUACGUACACAUACGGGAGAAAAACCAUAUCAUUGUGACAUCUGUGGUGAAUCAUUUUCUGAAAGUGGCCACGUGACUAUGCACAGGCGUACUCAUACAGAUGAGAAGCCAUAUCAUUGCAAUAUCUGUAGUAAAUCAUUCUCUCGAAGUAGUGACUUGUUUAGACACCAACGUACACAUACGGGAGAAAAACCUUAUCAUUGUGAUCUCUGUGGUGAAUCAUUUUCUCAAAAUAACAUUUUAUCUAGUCACACACUUAUUCAUAUAGGAGAAAAUCCAUAUCAUUGUGAUGUCUGUGGUAAAUCAUUCUCAAAAAGGCUACUUAAGUACACAUUGGAGUAUUCAUACACAAGUGUAACUGUAUGAAUAUCAAAAUUUAUUAAAACAUGACAACAAUUAUGAGUACUUUGUCUGCUAAAAGACAGGGUUUAUUCCUCUUCAAGCUUGACAUUAUCAACUUCAGUUUCUUGGAUGUCAACAUGAAAUUCAUGAAUCACAACUUCAAUAUCAUUUAUAUAUCUAAAUAUAUCAACACAGAGAUGACUUUGAUUUCUGAAGAGGAUUGUGCUGGAAUUUUGAGGAAUUUGUUAUGAGAGAAUAAAGGAAUGGGA